UUCGAGAUCCUCCAAUUCCUCUGUCGACCAGAGUCAGCCAGUCCUUCGUCUAGAUAGACAUACCCUCAAGCAAGCAAGCAAGCAAGCAAGCAAGCAAGCAAGCAACCCGCUUUCUAGACUCAACCCAAAAUAUCCACCAGAUACCCCUCGUCAAACUCAACAAUUUCAAAAGCAAUGGCUCCCAUCACCAAGUCUCUUGCCCUCGUUGGCUCCCUGCUUGCGGCCUUCGCCUCGGCCGCCCCCGUCGACAAGCGCGACCAGGUUGUGGAGAUCGAGACCGUCACCUCUGUUGUCUGGACCACCGUCGACGUGACCACCACCGUCACUGUCGAGCCUACCUCCACCACCAACGCUGUGAACAAGGUCGCCGAUCACACCCAGGCGCACCACAGCUCCCACCACAGCUCCUACACCACUUCGACGACUGCUGGAUGGGAACAGCCCGUCUGGACCGCCCCCGCCGUGCCCUCCUUCACUUGGACCCCCGAGGUUCCUCAGUGGACCACCAGCGUCGCUACUUCGACCACUGAGCAGUGGCACGCCACCACCACCACCACUUCCUCCACCACUUCCUCCACCACUUCCUCCACCACUUCCACCACUUCGGCCUGGACCACCACCACCUCCUCCUCUUCCACCUCCACCACCGCUGCUGCCGCUGCUACCACCAGUGCUAGCUCCAGCUCCGGCUCCAGCUCUUCUGGCGUUUGCUCCGAGUCCUCGCCCUGCAGCGGAGACAUCACCUACUACGAGGUCGGUCUGGGAUCCUGCGGUGAGACCAACACCGACAGCGAGCACGUCCUGGCUCUGUCGCACACCAUCAUGCAGAAGAGCUACUGUGGCAAGUCGGUGACCAUCAACUACGGCGGCAAGACCGCGACCGGUACCAUCGUCGACACCUGCAUGGGUUGUGCCGAAGGCUCCAUCGAUCUGUCCUCGUCGCUGUUCCUCGAGCUGGCCGAACUGGGUGCCGGCCGUGUCAGCGGUGUCGACUGGUACAUCCAGUAGAAGUGUGAAGGAAACGUGAUUUACGGAUAGAAUGAUUACCCUGCUACCUUUUCUUUCGUGUGCAUAUCUUUUUUGUUGAGUUAUCUGGGAGAAUGGAACGAACCCGUCGCGGCGCGAUGGCCUGAAUAGAUUGCCUUCUUUCUUCAUCUUGACCUUGUAAAGUGUAGCGAGUAAGGUGGAAAGUGUGCGGUGCCAGUAGGACUUCUUUUAUCUUGGAAUAGACCCGUAGCAACCUGGGCAAGUCAACGGCAAGUACUGCACUCAUUACGUAUUCUACUUUGCUGUGCCUCUCCCACCGUGUACUCUUACCUUGCACGACUACAAUCCCACCAGCCUACCCAUUAGCCUCCCUAUCGACCUA
Molecule: messenger RNA, 1369 nt
Organism: Aspergillus uvarum CBS 121591
Lineage: Eukaryota; Fungi; Ascomycota; Eurotiomycetes; Eurotiales; Aspergillaceae
Product: RlpA-like double-psi beta-barrel domain-containing protein
Exons: 1
Coding region: 175-1008 (277 amino acids)
Source: RefSeq, a predicted model, not a curated record